AUGCUGGGUUAUGGACAGGAUAAGGAGAAGAGGGGUGAAGACAUCUUAAACCAGAGGAAUGACUCCCUAGUUGUGGAAUUUCAGUCGUCAGCCAGCAGAUGCAGGAGUGUCUAUGAACCAGAUAGAAAUGUGUUACGGAGGAAAGAACGAGAAAGAAGAAAUCAGGAAACUCAACAGGAUGAUGGAACCUUUAAUUCGAGUUACUCCCUCUUCAGUGAGCCCUACAAGACAAACAAAGGGGAUGAGCUCUCCAACCGGAUCCAGAAUACGUUAGGCAAUUAUGAUGAAAUGAAAGACUUUUUAACUGAUAGAUCUAAUCAGAGUCAUCUCGUUGGCGUUCCCAAACCUGGCCUUCCUCAGGCUUCUGUGAACAAGAUCGAUGAACAUUUUGUUGCAGAUUCAAGAGCCCAGACCCAGCCUUCAUCUGUCUGUAGCACUACAUCUUCUACACCAGCAUCUAUCCCUGUUCAGCAGAGUAAGAGGGGCGCCAUGGGCUGGCAAAAGUCUGGGCAUCCACCGUCUGAUGGCCAACAGAGAGCAACACAACAGGGCUCUCUCAGGACCUUGCUUGGAGAUGGUGUUGGCAGACAGCAACCACGGGCCAAACAAGUGUGCAAUGUAGAGGUGGGUCUUCAGACCCAGGAAAGACCAUCUGCUAUGGCAACCAAGCACAGUGGUGGCGGACACUGUGUUCAAAACUUUCCUCCAUCCUUGGCUUCGAAACCCAGCCUGGUCCAGCAGAAACCAACUGCUUAUGUGCGGCCAAUGGAUGGCCAAGAUCAGGCUCCUGAUGAGUCUCCGAAACUUAAGUCGUCCACGGAAACCAGUGUGCACUGUACAUCGUACAGGGGAGUCCCAGCCACCAAGUCAGAGUCCGCCAGAGCCAAAGCCAAGCUUUCCAAGUUCAACAUCCCCAAACAAGGAGAGGAGAGUAGAUCUGCAGAAACCAACAGCUGUGUGGAAGAAAUAAUUCGGGAGAUGACCUGGCUCCCACCGCUUUCUGCUAUUCAAGCACCUAGCAAAGUGGAAACAAGCAAAUUUCCAUUUCCAAAUAAGGACUCUCAGCUUGUUUCCUCAGGACACAAUAAUCCAAAGAAAGGUGAUGCUGAGCCAGAGAGUCCAGACAAUGGCACCUCAAAUACAUCAAUGUUAGAAGAUGACCUUAAGCUAAGUAGUGAUGAAGAAGAGAACGAACAGGCAGCCCAGAGAACUGCUCUCCACGCUCUGUCUGACAGCGCGGCGGUCCAGCAGGCCAAUUGCCGAUCCUCUGUGCCUUCCAGCAAGGGCAGCAGCAGCGGCAGCAGCAGCAGCGGCAGCAGCUCCUCCAGUGACUCUGAGAGCAGCUCCGGAUCCGACUCCGAGACCGAGAGCAGUUCUAGUGAGAGUGAGGGCCGCAAGCCACCCCACUACUCCAGCCCUGAGGUCGAACCAGUGUCCUCUAACAAGUGGCAGCUGGAUAAGUGGCUAAACAAAGUUAAUCCCCACAAGCCGCCAAUUUUGAUCCAAAAUGAAAGCCACGGGCCAGAGAGCAAUCAGUACUACACCCCAGUGAAAGACGAAGUGCAGGACUGCGGCAAACUUCCCGAUGUUUGCCAAACCAGCCUGAGAGAGAAGGACAUCAAGAACGCCUGCAAGGAGGAGCAGAGACCAAGGACAGCAAACAAGGCCCCAGGGAAUAAAGGGGUGAAGCAGAAGUCCCCACCCGCCGCCGUGGCAGUGGCAGUGACCGCGGCCGCCCCUCCGCCGGCUGGGCCUGGUGCGCCCUCGGAGAGCACGCCCGCGCCCGCCCGGAGGUCUGCAGGCAAGAAGCCCACCAGGCGCACGGAGAGGACCUCCGCAGGGGACGGUGCCAACUGCCACCGGCCUGAGGAGCCCACAGGCACUGAGGCUCUGGGGACGAGCGUGGUGAUCCCUCCAGAGCCCACCAAAACCAGGCCCUGCGGCAACAGCAGAACCAGCCACCGAAAGGAACUGCGCUCCUCGGUGACCUGUGAGAAGCGCCGCACGCGGGGGCUGAGCAGGAUCGUCCCCAAAUCUAAAGAGUUCAUUGAGACAGAGUCGUCGUCGUCGUCCUCCUCCUCAGACUCGGACCUGGAGUCUGAACAGGAGGAGUACCCUCUUUCCAAAGCGCAGGCAGUGCCAGCAAAUGCCGCCGCCUCCGGGAAUGACCAGAGGCUGAAGGAGGCUCCCAACAGCAUCAGCAGCGGCUGCGGCCCCCGGGCCUCCGUCGGCUCCAUCAACGCCAGGACCACCAGUGACAUCGCCAAGGAGCUGGAAGAGCAGUUCUACACGCUGGUCCCCUUUGGCCGCAAUGAACUUCUCUCCCCCUUGAAGGACAGUGAUGAGGUCAGGUCACUCUGGGUCAAAAUUGACCUGGCCCUCCUGUCUAGGAUCCCAGAGCACCUGCCCCAGGAGCCGGGGGUCUUGAGUGCCCCCUCUGCCAAGGACCCUGAGAAUGCGCCCCCCAGUGGUCAUCCCGCAGACACACCCGCUGAAAAGGCCUUGCCAAAGUCGAAGAGGAAACGCAAGUGUGACAAUGAAGACGACUACAGGGAGAUAAAGAAGGCCCCGGCAGAGAAAGAGAGCUCUUCACGACUGACUACCUCUGCCAAUAAUACCUUGUCUGCAAACCACUGCACCAUGAAUAUCAACAGCUUGGCAAUACCAAUAAAUAAAAAUGAAAAAAUGCUGCGGUCACCCAUCUCACCCCUCUCUGAUGCAUCUAAACACAAAUACUCCAGUGAGGACUUAACUUCUUCCACCAGAUCAAGUGGCAACAGUCUUUUCACGUCUGCCUCCUCCAGCAAAAAGCAUAAGACUGAGAGCCAGCUGCAGUCUCAUGCCGGAGACUUCACAAAAGCAGCUCACAAUUCCGAGAACGUUCUCCUCCACAAGUCACGGCCACAAACAGAGCCAUGGUCUCCAGGUUCCAAUGGCCACAGGGACUGCAAGAGACAGAAGCUUAUCUUCGAUGACAUGCCACGCAGUGCAGAUUAUUUUAUGCAAGAAGCUAAACGGAUGAAGCAUAAAGCAGAUGCAAUGGUGGAAAAGUUUGGAAAGGCUUUGAACUAUGCUGAAGCAGCCCUGUCAUUUAUUGAGUGUGGAAAUGCAAUGGAACAAGGCCCAAUGGAAUCCAAAUCUCCUUAUACCAUGUAUUCAGAAACAGUAGAGCUCAUCAGAUAUGCAAUGAGACUAAAGACCCACUCAGGCCCCAAUGCUACACCAGAGGAUAAACAACUGGCUGCAUUAUGUUACAGGUGCCUGGCUCUGCUAUACUGGCGGAUGUUUCGACUCAAAAGGGACCAUGCUGUGAAGUAUUCAAAAGCACUUAUCGACUAUUUCAAGAAUUCAUCUAAAGCUGCCCAAGCCCCAUCUCCAUGGGGCGCCAGUGGAAAGAGCACCGGGACCCCAUCCCCCAUGUCUCCCAACCCCUCCCCCACCAGCUCAGUGGGCUCUCAGGGGAGCCUCUCCAAUGCCAAUGCUCUGUCUCCUUCAACCAUCGUCAGCAUCCCACAGCGCAUCCACCAGAUGGCUGCCAAUCAUGUCAGCAUCACCAACAGCAUCCUCCACAGUUAUGACUACUGGGAGAUGGCAGACAACCUGGCCAAGGAGAACAGAGAAUUCUUCAAUGACCUGGAUCUGCUUAUGGGCCCUGUGACCCUGCACAGCAGCAUGGAGCACCUGGUCCAGUACUCCCAACAGGGCCUGCACUGGCUACGUAACAGCACCCACUUGUCAUAGGGACCUUACUCCUGAGUGGGGUUGUGCUCUCGUCUCCACGGAUGGCUCAAUAUUUCUGGACACUGUGCUACUGAAAUUUCCAGCCACAGCAUUUAUCAAACUGCAGUGAACAUUUUAUCAGCAUCAAACAGUGGUCUUUUCCAGGGCAUGUGUGUGUGUGUGUGGGUGGGUGGGUGUCAAAGAAGCCAUCUGUGUAUGUGUGUAAGAUACAUAGUUCUUUAGAACAUACUUUCUUUGUCUAGUUUCCACACUCCCAGGCUAGACAAACUGAUCAGAAGUUUCUGAUUAGAGAAGAUACAUGUACACACAUACACAAACACACAUACACACACACUUUCUAUUUUAAAGCUAAACCAUAAUUUCUGAAAACCUUCAACCAAAAUCUUAAGGGUUGGUUAACCAGGUACAGUGCAGUACACCAAAAGCUUGACUGCCAGUUAAGAAGAACCUAGUUCUUAUUAUAUUGAUUACUUUCAGUAUUACUGUUCUAUUUCCCAAUUUUUUUUUAUUGUACGUAUUGAUUGGUAAUUGAAUAAUGAAAGUUAUUUUUGUGCGAAAAUUUACUAGGUUGCAUGUUACCAAGUACCCUGUCAUUCCUCUUAUCACCCACUCCAUUCAACUUGAUUAUCAACUAAACAAGCUUAGAAGCAGAGGAAUCAGCUCCCACAGGUCUGCCCUGCUCUACCCCAAAUCAAUUUGAAAAUGGCACUGAGGUUUGGUUAAAAAAAAAAAAACAGUGUCUGAAAGUUG
This is a messenger RNA of Condylura cristata (star-nosed mole), 4491 nucleotides long. It is a transcript of the gene AFF3, whose product is annotated as AF4/FMR2 family, member 3. Gene Ontology annotation, cellular component: super elongation complex; nucleus. The coding region runs from base 1 to 3741 and encodes 1246 amino acids. NCBI's taxonomy places the organism in Eukaryota, Metazoa, Chordata, Mammalia, Eulipotyphla, Talpidae. The record is from RefSeq and is a predicted model, not a curated record. The transcript has 23 exons. Gene Ontology annotation, biological process: regulation of gene expression.